AUGGACUCAUUACCACUCGAUGUUUCUCAUCCUGCAGUGCGGGAUUACCUUUCCCUUGUACGGCUGCAAGUCCUCACCCCUUUGUCACUUUUGAUCAACAUCGCGACACUACUUGUGUGCUCAGUUAUUGUCAAGCCCUCAGCCGGGUCCAUCAUCAAGUCACACCCCACAUCUAUAUCUCCUUCGCCGAGCCUCAUCGCCGCCUAUAUUGUCGCUAUAUUUCUUGGGCAGAUAGGCUACUGCAUAUUGCUGGUUGUUGCCAGGAAGCCGGAGACGAAGACAACGCUAGUGAAAGGAGUUGGUCUUUCCCUCGUUUUUGCAAACUGGUUGAUGGCUCUUUGGGCCGUGAGUUGGGUCCUUGAGUUUUUCUUACUCUCGACGAUACUUCUUGGACUUCUGGUUCUAUGUUUGUUGUAUUCGAAUAUCGCGCUUCUCACAUAUCAUCCUCCCACAUCCUCCCGCCCUCUCGACAUGGCACUUAUUCACGCUCCUUUGCGUUUCUUCCUCGUUCUUCCCUUAUCCUUGCUGUUUUCAUAUUCGCUCUUCAUCACUCUGGGGUUAUAUUACUCACCUCGUCACCCCGAACAUUACGGCCGCUUUGCCUGGCCUGGCUUUGGGGUCACAUUUGGUGCAAAUCUCAUUGGCCUGGUAGUGGUACUGAUGCGCUGUGAUAUCGUGUGGGCUGUCGCAGCUACUUGGAUUUGUGCGAGUACAUGGAGCGCGAGCCCAAAACCUGCUCCUGUUUAUGUCACUGUUAUUUUGUUCACCGUACUUCACCCUCUGGCUCUCUUUGGAACGCUCCUCUACCGUCGACUUACCAAGCGAGAAGGGAGAAUUGCUCUACCCCCUGAUGAAGAACAUGAUGUGACAGGACCACGCGGACCGCGAGAGGUGGAUGCCGAAGCUUUGUGGGGUCCUGCCUGA
This is a messenger RNA of Suillus subaureus, 924 nucleotides long. RefSeq lists its product as uncharacterized. The transcript is spliced from 7 exons. The coding region runs from base 1 to 924 and encodes 307 amino acids. NCBI's taxonomy places the organism in Eukaryota, Fungi, Basidiomycota, Agaricomycetes, Boletales, Suillaceae. The record is from RefSeq and is a predicted model, not a curated record.